Messenger RNA from Poeciliopsis prolifica (blackstripe livebearer), 5048 nucleotides. It is a transcript of the gene ift122, whose product is annotated as intraflagellar transport 122 homolog (Chlamydomonas). Gene Ontology annotation, cellular component: intraciliary transport particle A; non-motile cilium. Bases 108 to 3656 code for a protein of 1182 amino acids. Gene Ontology annotation, biological process: protein localization to cilium; intraciliary retrograde transport; non-motile cilium assembly. The transcript is spliced from 29 exons. The record is from RefSeq and is a predicted model, not a curated record. NCBI's taxonomy places the organism in Eukaryota, Metazoa, Chordata, Actinopteri, Cyprinodontiformes, Poeciliidae. Gene Ontology annotation, molecular function: protein binding.
GAGCGUGCGCAGUCCGAGCAGAGCUUGACAACGGAAAACCCGAACUGCAAUAACUUGUUGAUUUAAAAUAAAAUUAGCUCGUCUUUUUUUCUGGUUAUUAGCUGAAAAUGAGGCCAAUUGAAAAAUGGAAAGAGACGGUUCGUGAUCGUGUUUAUGACCUGGCCUUCAAGCCAGAUGGCAGCCAAAUUAUAAUGGCUGCAGGGCAACGUGUGCUGGUCUGCGAUGCCAAAGAUGGGACUAUUAUUCAGCCUUUAAAAGGACACAGCGAUACAGUGUACUGUGUGGCCUAUGCCAGAGAUGGUAAGAGGUUUGCCUCAGGGUCUGCAGACAAAAGCAUUAUCAUUUGGACUUCUAAACUGGAGGGUAUUUUAAGAUAUACCCACAACGAUGCAAUCCAGUGUGUUGCCUACAAUCCAAUCACUCACCAACUUGCUUCCUGUUCAUCUGGUGACUUUGGUCUGUGGUCCCCUGAACAAAAAUCUGUAAACAAGAAUAAAGUGAGUAGCAGAAUAACAUGCUGUGGGUGGACAAACGAUGGGCAGUACCUUGCCCUUGGCAUGAUGAAUGGUGUGGUGAGCAUACGGAACAAGAAUGGAGAGGAGAAGGUCAAGAUAGAGCGUCCAGGAGGAUCUUUAUCCCCAAUCUGGUCAAUAGCGUGGAAUCCAUCCAGGGAUGAGCACGACACACUGGCUGUGGCAGACUGGGGUCAGAAACUCUCCUUCUACCAGCUCAGUGGGAAACAGGUGAAUGUUUUAAAAGAGAGAACUCUAAACUACGACCCUUGUUGCAUCAGCUACUUCUCCAAGGGCGAGUACAUUGUGAUGGGUGGCUCUGACAAACAGGUGUCCCUCUAUACUAAAGACGGUGUGCGGUUAGGAACCAUUGGAGAGCAUAAAGCAUGGGUGUGGACAUGCCAAGUUAAGCCUGACUCCAACUAUGUGGUGUGCGGCUGCCAGGAUGGGACCAUCUAUUGCUACCAACUUAACUUCACAACAGUUCACGGCCUCUAUAAAGACCUCUACGCCUAUAGAGACAACAUGACCAAUGUCAUCGUGCAGGACCUCAUCACUGAGCAAAACCUGAGAAUCAAGUGCCAUGAGUUGGUAAAGAAAAUCGCCAUCUACAGAAACCGCCUGGCCAUUCAGCUACCCGAGAAGAUCAACAUUUGCACGGACGACUUAUCCACCAUGGAAUACCGCAUUACUGACAAAAUCUGCAAAAAGUUUGAGUGCAACCUGCUGGUGGUUUGCUCCCAGCACGUCAUUCUCUGUCAGGAGAAAAGGCUCCAAUGCCUGUCUUUUGCCGGUGUCAAGGAAAAAGAAUGGGUGAUGGAAUCUAUGAUUCGUUACAUCAAAGUGAUUGGUGGUCCGCCAUGCAAAGAGGGUCUGCUUGUGGGGUUAAAAAAUGGAGCUAUCUUGAAGAUAUUUAUCGACAACCCCUUUCCAAUAAUGCUGCUGAAGCUGUCGUUGUCAGUGCGCUGCCUGGACAUGAGCGCGUCCCGCAAAAAGCUGGCUGUAGUGGAUGAACGUAACACCCUCCUCGUUUAUGACAUCAAAAGCAAAGAACUACUUUUUCAGGAGCCUAAUGCUAACAGUGUUGCCUGGAACACCCAGUGUGAGGACAUGCUGUGCUUCUCUGGGAACGGGUACCUGAACAUCAAGGCGAGCAACUUUCCUGUGCACCAGCAGAAAAUGCAGGGUUUUAUGGUUGGCUACAAUGGCUCGAAAAUAUUCUGUCUCCACGUCUAUUCAAUGUCUGCUGUCGAGGUGCCUCAGUCUGCACCCAUGUACCAAUACCUCGAGAAGAAGAUGUUUAAGGAAGCUUAUCGGAUCGCCUGUCUUGGUGUGACAGACAGUGAUUGGAGGGAUUUAGCCACAGAAGCUCUAGAGGGACUUGACUUUGAAACUGCCAAGAAGGCCUUUAUUAGAAUAAGAGACUUGCGCUACCUGGAGCUGAUCAGCAGCAUUGAGGAGAGGAAGAAGCGGGGCGAGAACGACAAUGAGCUCUUCCUGGCAGACGUCUAUGCCUUCCAGGGGAAAUUCCGCGAGGCAGCUAAGCUCUACAAACGUGCCGGCCAUGAAUCCAAAGCUCUGAGCAUGUACACCGACCUGCGCAUGUUCGAGUACGCCAAGGAGUUUGUUGGUGCUACAGAUCCACAGAGCUCGAAGUUACUAAUAACGAAGCAGGCAGAUUGGGCUAAAUGCAGCAAGGAGCCACGAGCCGCAGCUGAAAUGUACCUGUCGGCAGGAGAACAUGCGAAAGCUAUAGAUAUUAUUGGAGAACACGGCUGGGCUGACAUGCUGAUCGACAUCGCCCGUAAGCUAGACAAGGCCGAGCGUGAACCGCUGGCGAAGUGUGCGAUGCACUUUAAGAGGCUGAGACACCAUGGCUAUGCCUCAGAGACUUAUUCCAAGAUGGGUGACUUGAAGGCUUUGGUGCAGCUCCACGUGGAGACGAGACACUGGGAAGAGGCCUUCUCGCUGGUGGAGAAGCACCCACAGUUCAAAUAUGACGUCUUUGUGCCUUACGCCCAGUGGUUGGCUGAAAACGAUCGCUUCGAGGAGGCACAGAAAGCAUUUCACAAGGCCGGGCGUCAGAAUGAAGCAGUAAAAGUCCUGGAGCAGCUUACCCACAAUGCAGUGGUGGAGAACAGGUUCAACGACGCAGGCUACUAUUACUGGAUGCUGUCUAUGCAGUGUUUGGACAUUGCCCGAGAAAACAAAGAACAGAUGAAGGAAAUGCUGGAGAAGUUUGAGAGUUUUCAGCGUCUUGCUGAGCUUUAUUACGUCUAUAGCUCCAUUCAGCGUUACACGGAUGAACCUUUUAGUUCCCACAUGCCAGAGACAAUCUUCAGCCUUUGCAGGUUCCUGCUGAACAACCUCACCAAGGAUGUACUUCCAGGGAUUUCUAAAGUCAACACAUUGUUUGCUCUGGCCAAGGAGAGUUGCAAACUGGGAGCGUAUAAGUUGGCCAGGUAUUCCUACGAGAAGCUGCAGGAGCUUCACAUUCCCUCACGCUUAGUGGAGUCCAUAGAGCUGGGCAGCCUCACAAUCCACUCCAAGCCCUUCCACGACAGCGAGGACUUUAUUGAGGACAUGAUGUGCUACCGGUGCUCCACAAACAACCCGCUUCUGAACAGCCAGGGCAGCGUGUGCAUCAACUGCAGGCAGCCUUUCAUCUACUCCGCUUCGUCAUACGAGGUGCUGCCUCUGGUGCAGUUCUACCUGGGGGAGGGAAUCAGUGAUGAAGAAGCUCUGUCCCUCAUCGACCUGGAGGUUCCUCACACAGGAGAUUGCAAAGCACAAGGCCCCAACGUGGGAAGCGGUGACCUGGAGGCUUUGAGGAUAGAUGACGGGUUGGAUCAUACAGACGACGAUCCGUUUUCAGCCAAAAUGAGCUUCGAGCAAGGGGGCUCCACCUUUGUACCCGUCAAGGUGAGUCGUUCGGUGCUGCGCUCCAUGAGCAGAAGGGACGUCCUGAUCAAACGCUGGCCCAAGCCGCUCAAAUGGGAAUACUUCCGCUCCCUGCUGCCGGACGUGAGCAUCACCAUGUGCCCCAGCUGCUUCAAGAUGUUUCACAGUGAAGACUAUGAGAUCCUUUUGCUGCAGCACAGCUGCUGUCCUUACUGCCGCCGACCCAUUGAUGAACCCAACUGAUCAACACCGUAUUAAAUUAAAUUAAACAUUUCACUUAUUGCAGUAAUUCUUUGUAUGGUAAAUACCUCAUUAGUAAAUUGUAAGACCUCCAAGUACAAUCAGGCAUUUUAACACAAUAAUUCACAAUUCAACAGGACCUUGUUAUGAUAAAUCACAUAAAAAGGAAAGAAAAAAAGAUUUAUCCACUGGCACUUUCAAUUUGCAUAGCAUGUUUAGUUGAAAGAUACAAUUUAAUAAUGCAUUCCAUUUUUACUCAGAAAUGGAAGGGUCUCUACUGGGACUUAAACUGUCAUUAAAAGUGUUGCCCUUAAAAUUUAAUUCACAUUUUGAGGACUUAAAAUCUUCUUAAACACCAGAUUGAGAUGUUUGACCUCAUUAUUAGAAAACAUGUUUGGAGGAGUAAAGGUGAGACUUAAAACAACCCAAAAAACAGAGGAUCUACCAAAUGUCAAGCCUUGUGUUUUUAAGUCUGUUAAACUUACUAAGUUAUUUUUGUGAUCAAUACAGAUUUUAAACUUAAACCCUAAAUAUAAACAUAGGGUCAUUACUAAGUAUUUGUGAUUAACUAAUGAAUUUAGUUCACCCUGGAAAAAACAGGAUGAGUCCCCAACUCUGAUCUCAAAAUACAAAAUGGCUGCCUUUCAUACAAAAUCUGUUGUUGCGCAAUACCUUUUCAUAUUAAACCUUACAAUUGCACUCAAUAUUUCUUUUAGUGAGGUUUCUACCGUGUUUGGAGGGACACAAUGGAGAUUGCUAGUAGUAAUUAACUUGUCGACUAAUCACAUAAAUUGGUAAGUGCCACUGGUCUAGAACAAGGUCAUCAAGGUCAGGGUAAGACUUGAGAGGUCAGUGAAGCACAGCAUGAAUACCCACAAUCACCAGUUUUGCUUCACUGCUGUCCCCUUAAGUUCACAUGUAGAUAUCUCAACGCCAAAUUCAUCAGUUAAUCUCUCUGAUGAAACAACUAACGGUCUUAAAAAAAACUCACCUUUUCUACAUCACAGUUUAUUCAUUUCUAUUUUAAAUAACAUCAUCAAAAUUUCCUUUGACCUUUAAAUGCAGUUCAAGUGCACAGACAGUUUGAGAACCUUUCAUUUAUUUUACUUUUUGUUUUCAGAAAAAUUUGAAAGUAAUCAUCUUGGAGGUAUAGCUUGUAGUUUUCUGUGAAGAUGUAGCUGAGUUAUGUAAAUUUGUUCUAAAUUUCAGGAAGCAGAGGUACUACAUGUUGUGUUUGGGAAUAAAGGGACUUUAGUUACAAUGAAAAAUAUAUAUACAAAAAUUGAGAAACAUCACUAUUUUAAUGUUUUUGUGAAUGUUAUUACACAAAGAUCUGUAUAUUUUCUGAGCUUGUGUUCAAAUUGUAUGAACUAUAAUAAAAUAUGCUGGCUUUCA